CCGGUGAUACGAUGGAACUAUGGGGCGUGAUGACGUCAGAGUGCGUGACGCAGAUGUCAGUCUCCCAGGCAGCAGAUGAGACCGUUUGGCGAAGAUGGCGGACCCGCUGUCGUCAGGUCUGGGAGAGGAGCAGGAGAAGGAGAAGGAGGACAGAGAGAGGGACAAGAAGGCAGCCAAAACAGAGAACAUCAACGAGAAGGACGGAGUCACGGAGACGUUAGCGUUCAAUGAUAAAAAUGGCGGCAGUAAGGGCAAGAAACGCAACCUGUCAGACCUGUCUCUGGUCAGAUUUAUAACUACUGAGCUGACCAGAGGCUACUUCCUGGAACACAAUGAAGCCAAAUACACAGAGCGCAGAGAGAGGGUCUACACCUGCCUCCGCAUCCCCAAGGAGCUCGAGAAGUUGAUGACAUUUGGCUUCUUCCUCUGUCUGGAUGCCUUUCUCUAUGUGUUCACUCUGCUGCCCCUCAGGGUGAUUCUGGCUCUUUUGCGACUCAUCACAUUGCCAUGCUGUGGCCUCAGUGGCUCCCGCCUGCUCCAGCCAGCCCAGGUGUGUGAUGUUCUGAAAGGCUUCAUUAUGGUGCUGUGUUACUCUAUGAUGAGCUACGUGGAUUACUCCAUGAUGUACCACCUCAUCAGAGGACAGUCUGUCAUCAAACUGUACAUCAUAUACAACAUGUUAGAGGUGGCGGACCGCCUGUUCUCAUCAUUUGGCCAGGACAUCCUGGAUGCUCUGUACUGGACAGCCACAGAACCCAAGGAGAAGAAGAGAGCGCACAUAGGCGUGAUUCCUCACUUCCUCAUGGCUGUGCUCUACGUCUUUCUCCAUGCCAUCCUCAUCAUGGUUCAGGCGACCACUCUCAACGUAGCCUUCAACUCCCACAACAAGUCCCUGCUCACCAUCAUGAUGUCAAACAACUUUGUGGAGAUCAAAGGAAGUGUGUUCAAGAAGUUUGAAAAGAACAACCUUUUCCAGAUGUCAAACAGUGACAUAAAAGAGAGGUUCACCAACUACAUCCUCCUGCUCAUCGUCUGUCUGAGAAACAUGGAGCAGUUCUCAUGGAACCCUGACCACUUGUGGGUGCUGUUUCCUGAUGUAGUCAUGGUGAUUGCUUCAGAGGUUGCCGUGGAUGUUGUGAAGCACGCCUUCAUCACCAAAUUCAAUGACAUCAGUGCUGAUGUAUACGGGGAAUACAGAGCCAGCCUUGCCUUUGACCUUGUCAGCAGUCGACAGAAAAAUGCUUACACAGACUACAGUGACUCAGUAUCCAGAAGAAUGGGCUUCAUCCCCCUUCCUUUAGCUCUGCUGUUGAUCAGAGUCGUGACCAGCUCAGUGAAGAUCCAGGGUUCGCUGUCCUUUAUGUGUGUGCUGCUCUUUUACCUGGGGAUGAUCACUCUGAAGGUGCUCAACAGUAUCGUUCUGCUUGGGACGUCCUGUGUGUUCGUCAAAGAGGCCAACAUGGAAGAAAAGCUCUCGGACCCUCCUCCCUCUGUUGUCUCCAGCCGUGCAAACUCUAGAGCUCACCGCACCAAACACUUUCACACUUCACCACAGCAAGAACCCGCAACUGACAAAGGAGGAAUAUCACUGGCAGCAGACAAUCCUCCGCCUCCCAACAUGGCAGAGACCUCUGACCCAAUACUCCCCAAGAGCGACUCGGACACAUUCCUGACCACGCCUGACGAGGAAGAUGAUGACAAAAUCAUUAAUGCCGACACAGGACUGGAAGGGGACAGACUUGAACACAGAACGCCCAAGAAAGAUUUGCUGGAAAUAGACCGUUUUACCAUCUGUGGCAACAGAAUAGACUGAAUGUUGCUCGCAUAAAACAACACGUCAGUGUGUCCUGCUUGCUGAAACGGCAAGUUUCAGGGAUCAGACGCGGGUCAAGGAGCAUGCUCAGACCGGACAUAUAUUUGUGCACCUGACCCCUGGAGUAUUUAUUUAUUUAUUACUGACAAAACCAGCAAAGGCAUAACGCUGUUACUUCAAGCAUCAGAGGCCGCUUCAGAUGUUUCCAUCUAGUCCAGUCGAUGCCUCGUGAACCAGGUCGACUUUGAGGAUGGGUCGUGGUUGCCAUGGCGACCUGCACACAUGCUUGCUGAUGGCGAUGAUGGGUCAAAACUGGCAUGCAGAGCUGGAGCAGAGCACGAAGAGUGUGAAAUAGUACAACAUGGGUCGCUGUGUGAUCACAGGAACAUGACAGCUGGACUGUGCAAGUACGUGUUCAAAAGCACAAUCGUGUACAGCGCAGAGUUGUUUUUAGAAAGAACAAAACUUUUUAAAAACAAAUUUUGAUUUUGAUUUGAAUAUUUGAAAUGAAGUUUUUAUUAAGAAUAUUAGAAUAUAAUUUUUUUUUCUAAAAUCGACCUGCAGGCCUAAGACUCACAAUCACGUAAACACAUUGUUGAAAUCUCCAAAUUGCUCUGCAGACACACACUCCCCACCAACACACAUUUUAAAAAGACCUUGUUUAAAGUGAGCUACUGUGAUGAGCCCAGAUGUCCAUAGCUUUCAGACAUGGCAGCAGUGACACUAAGUACAAUCAUAUGUGCAAUGGCUUUGGUCACAGAGGUGACUUUAUCUAUUAGACACGGAUACAAGUUUGGAGGUUUUAGUAUCAAGCAAUUUGUAUUGAUAUUGUUACUGAGAUAAGAUGGUGCCUGUUUGUAAAGACAGAAGUAUUUAUUUUGAAGUGGACUCCAAGCCCAACAAGUUUGGAAGAUAUUUAAUUUUUUUCAUAUUUUUUUCCAAUAUGCUUCAUGUGUACACUCAUUCAAGCAUGUAGCCCACAGAUAAUCACGUCCUGGUGUAACACCAUUGUGUUCUUGGUCUUGUUUCAAAUUCAUGGUGUGUAACACUGGCAUACCACCAUCAAGUUAACAUGUUUUUCAAUUCUUUACCAUUAUCUUGACAGUGAUAAAAAUGAUUCAGAUUACAUGUAUGCAGGUGAAAUGUUCGAGUAUGCCUGAAGGCUAAUGAGGGUGAAUCACCUGUCAAUAACAAGAAUCAAGAAGGAUCAUAUCAG
Messenger RNA from Sander lucioperca (pikeperch), 3029 nucleotides. It is a transcript of the gene tapt1b, whose product is annotated as transmembrane anterior posterior transformation 1b. Bases 95 to 1813 code for a protein of 572 amino acids. The transcript has 14 exons. NCBI's taxonomy places the organism in Eukaryota, Metazoa, Chordata, Actinopteri, Perciformes, Percidae. Gene Ontology annotation, biological process: positive regulation of cilium assembly; maintenance of protein localization in endoplasmic reticulum. Gene Ontology annotation, cellular component: ciliary basal body; endoplasmic reticulum membrane. The record is from RefSeq and is a predicted model, not a curated record.